Manis pentadactyla (Chinese pangolin) is the source of this 3277-nucleotide messenger RNA. It is a transcript of the gene ZNF703, whose product is annotated as zinc finger protein 703. Lineage: Eukaryota; Metazoa; Chordata; Mammalia; Pholidota; Manidae. Gene Ontology annotation, biological process: negative regulation of DNA-templated transcription. Gene Ontology annotation, cellular component: nucleus. Bases 134 to 1897 code for a protein of 587 amino acids. The record is from RefSeq and is a predicted model, not a curated record. The transcript has 2 exons.
AGGAGGGGUGGAGGCGCAGCGACUGCUGCACCGCGCUCGACGCUGCGGAGCGAGCCCACCCGCCCCGGGAGCUCGCCUCCCCGGUGCUCCCCCGCCCUCCCCGCCCCCCCCCCAGUGGCGCUGCCUCCUCCAAAUGAGCGAUUCGCCCGCUGGAUCUAACCCAAGGACACCCGAAAGCAGCGGCAGCGGCGGCGGCGGGAAGAGGCCGGCGGUGCCGGCGGCGGUGUCCCUCUUGCCCCCGGCGGAUCCCCUGCGCCAGGCGAACCGGCUCCCUAUCAGGGUCCUGAAGAUGCUGAGCGCUCACACCGGCCACCUCCUGCACCCGGAGUACCUGCAGCCGCUGUCCUCCACUCCCGUCAGCCCCAUUGAGCUGGACGCCAAGAAGAGCCCUUUGGCGCUGCUGGCCCAGACUUGCUCGCAGAUCGGCAAGCCGGACCCGCCGCCCUCGUCCAAGCUCAACGCGGUGGCGGCGGCGGCGGCGGCCAACGGGCUGGGAGCGGAGAAGGACCCCGGCCGCGCCGCCUCCGCGUCUGCGGCCCUCAAGCAGCUGGGGGACUCCCCUGCCGAGGACAAGUCCAGCUUCAAGCCCUACUCCAAGGGGGCCGGCGGCGGCGACGCCCGCAAGGACAGUGGCCCCUCCUCCGUGUCCUCCACGGCCUCCUCCUCCUCCUUGUCCCCGGGAGACAAGGCGGGCUUCAGAGUCCCCAGCGCCGCCUGCACGCCCUUUCCCCCGCAUGGGGCGCCGGUCUCCGCGGCGUCGUCCUCGUCGUCGCCCGGUGGCUCUCGGGGCGGCUCCCCGCACCACUCUGACUGCAAGAAUGGCGGCGGGGGUGGCGGCGGGGAGCUGGACAAGAAGGACCAGGAGCCCAAGCCCAGCCCGGAGGCUGCAGCCGUGAGCCGCGGCGGCAGUGGGGAGCCCGGCGCCCAUGGCGGCGGUGUCGAGGCCGGGGCCUCCGGGCGCAAGUCCGAGCCGCCCUCCGCGCUGGUGGGGGCGGGCCACGUGGCGCCCGUAUCUCCCUACAAACCGGGCCACUCGGUAUUCCCGCUGCCACCCUCCAGCAUCGGCUACCACGGCUCCAUCGUGGGCGCCUACGCCGGCUACCCGUCCCAGUUCGUGCCUGGCCUGGAUCCUAGCAAGUCUGGCCUUGUGGGAGGCCAGCUUUCUGGGGGCCUGGGCCUGCCACCUGGCAAGCCCCCCAGCUCCAGCCCGCUCACGGGGGCCUCCCCGCCCUCCUUUCUGCAGGGAUUAUGCCGCGACCCCUACUGCCUGGGAGGUUACCACAGCGCCUCGCACCUCGGUGGCUCCAGCUGCUCCACUUGCAGCGCGCACGACCCGGCCGGGCCCAGCCUGAAGGCGGGGGGCUACCCUCUGGUGUAUCCCGGGCACCCGCUGCAGCCCGCCGCGCUCUCGUCCAGCGCCGCCCAGGCCGCACUCCCCGGCCACCCGCUCUACACCUACGGUUUCAUGCUGCAGAACGAACCGCUGCCGCACAGCUGCAACUGGGUGGCGGCCAGCGGGCCAUGCGACAAGCGCUUCGCCACCUCGGAGGAGCUGCUCAGCCACCUACGGACCCACACAGCCCUGCCGGGCGCGGAGAAACUUCUGGCCGCCUAUCCUGGGGCUUCGGGCCUGGGCAGCGCAGCUGCAGCUGCCGCGGCCGCCGCCUCCUGCCACCUGCACCUCCCGCCGCCCACCGCCCCGGGCAGCCCCGGGUCGCUGUCAUUGCGGAGUCCACACACUUUGGGACUAAGCCGGUACCACCCCUAUGGCAAGAGCCACUUAUCCACAGCUGGGGGCCUGUCCAUGCCGUCCCUGCCCACAGCCGGACCCUACUACUCACCGUAUGCGCUGUACGGACAGAGACUAGCCUCAGCCUCCGCGCUCGGAUACCAGUAACUACAGCUCUUCGUCCCGCCCCAGCCCUACUCCCCUUCCGCCUUCGUCUCCCUUUCCCCCACCGCCUGGCCGCUGCAACCUCCUCUACUGCUUGUCCCUGCCGGGAUUCCCGCCUAGACCCUCCCCACCGGACUGUGUAUUUAUUUACUAUAAUGUUAGCUUACAAGCUGGGAAUAUAAGUGCAUUAACGGCCCACACGAGUCAAUGGUAUGCAAAAAGUCUGUGUUCCCCCAAAUAAUAAUAUUAAUCACAAAUAACUACAUGUUCCCCACCCCUCUUCCUUUUAUUUUUUUUUCAUUUUCUUAGAUGUAAAUUUAAAUUUUUUUUCCUUUUGCUUUUUUUUUUUUUUUUCAUUGAUUGGUUUGGUUACAGGGGAGGAGGGAGAUUUGGGGUUCUGGGGUACUUCCAUUUGUUUGUUUACCCUUCCUGGGGAGUUUCUUGCAUGCUUCUUAACUGUUAAAACUACUUUCCCCUCUCUUUUCCCCUCUCUCCCCUUCAUUCCCUACCGUUUCCUUCCAUUCAAAGUUCUGUUUUUCCCUUUGUACAAGUAACAGAGAGGAGAUAUUUUUUUGUAACUCAUUUGUGGGGUGGGGUGGCAGGGUGCGGCCUUGGUGGUGGGAGCUUUUUCAUUCUGUUGACCCGAAACUCUGCUCUGUGACUCCUGCACCGCAACCCUCUCUUCCUAGGGUCCUUGGUCUGCGCCUUGGCCCCCAAAAUUAGAGCCUUGCUCCCCCCUAAUUUGCUCUGAACACAGAAAGCGCCGACCCCACCAGCAGCUUCCCCGAGAGAGGGGUCCGAGUGGCCUCCGGAAGAGCCUUUCUACCUUCUGGGCUCUUCCCAGCCCCGUGCAGCCCAGGGUCAGCACUGUCCUCUGGAUAGAGGACCUGGAGGGCUGGCUCAUCAUACUCAACUGAAGGUCCUAGAAGGCCCUGCUGGCAUGAAACUUUGCUCUUUAUAUUUUUCGAAGCGGUUUUAUAGUCAUGGCUUCUCUGUUAUCGGGGCAGUCCCUCUCCCGGGGGUGGGGUGGGGUCAGUGACUUCCUAGACCCCACGCAAAGGAGACCAGUGGCAGUAUCCGCAGGCAGUGCAACCUUACUAGCUCUGCUGGGGGGAGGCUGGGGAGUCAGGGAGCACACAGAUCACAGCGGUCCGGGCGCCCCCUCCCAGGCCUGACUCUACAGAGCCCCCACAGUUGGCCGUGGGGUUCCGUGGGCCCCUCAGGGACUAGGAUCGGAGACUCUUGGGCCCUGGGUCUUCUCCCCACACCUUCCCUCCCUCCUGGUCUCAUGCAGCCAUGAGGGGGCUGCGGGGCCUGUUUGGGCUGAAUAGAGCUCUCCCUUGGUAAGACUUAUUUUGUUAAUAAAUGGAAUACUUGGCUAUA